GCCCCCUAUAUAACCCCCUAGGCGAACGCACCGCCGCACUGCCAGGCCCGGCUGCGCCGCACAUGCCGCCCCGGCCCCGGCCCCGGCCCAGCUGACCCCUGGGGCCCCGGCAGUGGACAGGGACCGGUUCGAGGCCCCCAGCUCCCUGCCCUCUGCCCCGGGGAACCCCGACCCGGCGGGGACAUGAACAGUGUUUGCUGCCUGGUCCUGGCCGCGCUGAGCCUGUGGCCAGACCGAGCCGCGGCGCCAGGGCCGCCCCCCGGCCCCCCAAGGGCCUCCCCGGACCCGCGGGCCGAGCUGGACAGCGCCAUCCUGCUGACGCGCGCGCUGCUGGCCGACACCCGGCAGCUGGCCGCGCAGCUGAGAGACAAGUUCCCAGCCGACGGAGACCACAACCUGGACUCUCUCCCCACCUUGGCCAUGAGCGCAGGCGCGCUGGGAGCCCUGCAGCUCCCCGGCGUGCUGACGCGGCUGCGGGCCGACCUGUUCUCCUACCUGAGGCACGUGCAGUGGCUGCGCCGCGCGGGCGGCCCGUCUCUACGGACCCUGGAGCCCGAGCUGGGGGCCCUGCAGGCCCGGCUGGACCGGCUGCUGCGGCGGCUGCAGCUCCUGAUGGCCCGCCUGGCCCUGCCCCAGGCGCCCCCGGACCCGCCGGCGCCCCCCCUGGCCCCGCCGGCCUCGGCCUGGGGAGGCAUCCGGGCGGCCCAUGCCAUCCUGGGGGGCCUGCACCUGACACUGGACUGGGCCGUGCGGGGCCUGCUGCUGCUCAAGACCAGGCUGUGACCCUCGGCCCCCGACGCCACCUCGCCCUUCACCGCCAGACCUUAUUUAUUUAUUUAUUUCGGGACUGGGGGGCGUGGCAGCCAGAGGACCCCUCCCGCAUCUCCCCUAUUUAGAGAGGGUCCCUCCAGGGGACACCCGUGCCUUAUUUAUACUUAUUUAUUUCCGGGGGUGGGUGGGAGGCAGGUGGACUCGGGGGUCCCCAGCGGGAGGGGCCUGGGGUUCCCGGGGGUUCUUGGGUCCCCAGGUCUGGCCCCCACUCCUCUGGGCCUGAGCAGGGGCGUAUGUUAUUUAUUAAACUAUUCCUUUUUGCGACGGGGUGGGGAGGGAGGGGGAGAGGAGGCCUGGGUUUUUGUACAAACACGUGAGACGCCUUUGUGAGCUGGAGAAGGGAGAAUUAAAUGUCAUACACACCCACUCGGAGGCUGUUUCUAUGGGGCUGGUGGCGGGGGGCUGGACGCUGGGGCCCCGGGCGGGGAGAGGGAGGGACCCUGAGUGUGCGAGGCCAAGGCCGCGGCGGGGAGACCAUCAGCGACCCUCAACCCUGAGGGGCAGGGGCUGAGCCUCCCUUGGUGCCUGGCACUUCGAAGUUCAUCCAAUAAAUACUUCAUGGAAGACCCUGGCCGGUGGCUCAGUUGGUUGGGCAUCGUCCCUGUGCACCCAAAGGUCGCUGGCUGAUUCCCGGUCAGAGCACAUGCCCUGAUUGUGGGCUUGAUCCCCAGUGGGGGACGUGCAGGAGGCGGCCAAUCGAUGUUUCUCUCCCUCUCUCCCUCCCCCUUCCUCUCUAAAAUCAAUAAAAACAGCCCUAGCUGGUUUAGCUCAGUGGAUAGAGCAUUGGCCUGCAGACUGAAGGGUCCUGGUUCAAUCCCCAGUCCAAGGCACAUGCCCAGGUUGCGGGCUCCAUCCCCAGUAGGACCCGCUCUGGGUUGGGCCUCAGGGACAGGGUUUUACUCUGAUCCCUUGGGUUCUAAUGCACCCAUUUCACGGGUGAGGGAAAUUGAGGCUGGGGGCCUGUUGUUCAAGGUCACGCAGCCAGAGAGACAACGGGUGGUCCUGCCACAGCUCUGGCUCAUUGCAAAGGCUGGGUCCCUUUCCUUGGAAGUCAAUAUAUAGCAACCGUGACCACAGACACAAGUGCGUUCCACACGGGGAAACCGAGGCUGGGUGGGAGCCUGGGUCUUACUCAAGCUCCAGAGAAGGGUCCAUUGUGAGUGGGGCCGUAUUCC
Messenger RNA from Myotis daubentonii (Daubenton's bat), 2006 nucleotides. RefSeq names its product interleukin 11 (gene IL11). Gene Ontology annotation, biological process: positive regulation of MAPK cascade; positive regulation of cell population proliferation. The record is from RefSeq and is a predicted model, not a curated record. Gene Ontology annotation, cellular component: cytoplasm. Gene Ontology annotation, molecular function: cytokine activity; growth factor activity. NCBI's taxonomy places the organism in Eukaryota, Metazoa, Chordata, Mammalia, Chiroptera, Vespertilionidae.